UUUCAUACUGAUAUUUAUAUCGGGGUAUCUUUCCCGUAGCCCUUAACUGUCAGCACAAACUGAGGAGCCUGGGCAUAUUAUUCCAAAGGCUAAAAACAAAAUACAGACACAACACAAAAAAUACAUGAACGAUGAAAGUAAAUUAUCUAGUAUGAUGCCUUUUAUGGUGGAUACCAUGCCAAUGAUAGCCAAUGAAGGUGUUACGAAACUGGGCGAAAAAACUGGUGUCUCCUCCGCCAGACAUCCUCAUAGCGAGCAGCUGCUAAUGAAGGGUAUCACUGAAGCUGAAUAUCUGGAUCGGCAGGACAUGCAGAUGGCGGCUGAUUACUCUGCUUAUGGGAGACAGAAAAAGGCGCAGGAUAUGCAGAGUGACGCCAGAAAGGAAAAGAAGCAGGAUUUGCAAAGUUAUGGCGGACUGGAACAGGAGCAGGAUAUGCAGAUGGCGGCUGAUAACUCUGAUCUGGGCCUUCGCAUGUUUCCCAUAGUAUAUCGAAGCGAGCCGCCACCUCGUGAAGCACCUCUCAGCACUGCACCACCCCAGUUGGAAAAUAAGUGGACUAGACGGUCUAGUGUCGAUCCUAUCCUCAACUUCUGGGCCAAGGCCGAGGAUAAAGUAACAAAAGGAACUACUAAGUUGCACUUACCAAGAAAAUAUGACGAAGUGGAGGCUGAAGCUGGCAAAGAAAGUGAUGGUGCUGGUGCUAGUGCUGGUUCUGGUACUGGUACUGUCGAACAGAGAGCUGGUACAGAGAUGACCAUAUCCAUGCCGCGAUACGUGACUGAUCAUAUGGGUAAAUGGGUAUUCAAUCCGUGGGGCGUCACUUUCGGGGAUGCUUGGGAAGAUACUCGUUUCCAGUUUGAAGGCAAACAUUCUGUGCCGUGGGUCCUGGUAGAUUAUGGCGAACCUGGCGCGUAUCGGAUGGAAAAGCUCCAUGGAUCAGUGUGCCAGGGCAAGUCGACCAUUUACAACGUUCCCAAAAUAUACAAAUGGUUUCCACGGUAUAUUGAUACGAAAAAACGCAAUCACCGGAACAUCCUAGUUAAUCUGAGAAAGGAGAUCUACAAAGAUGGCAGAUCGGAGAACUGCCACACCUCGGACUUAGACGAUUGGUACGCGUACAUGCACUGCUCUCUAUUGCGAAAUAUGCGAAUGGAUUAUUUCGUACCCAAUUAUCCUCUCCACCGUUGGUAUAACACCGACUAAUACCACCCAUACCAUCUAUCCGAUAUUCCCAUUACCAUUGUAGUGUGAAUGAAAUAA
Drosophila miranda is the source of this 1261-nucleotide messenger RNA. RefSeq lists its product as uncharacterized. Bases 125 to 1204 code for a protein of 359 amino acids. The record is from RefSeq and is a predicted model, not a curated record. The transcript is spliced from 2 exons. NCBI's taxonomy places the organism in Eukaryota, Metazoa, Arthropoda, Insecta, Diptera, Drosophilidae.